Yamadazyma jaroonii is the source of this 597-nucleotide messenger RNA. NCBI's taxonomy places the organism in Eukaryota, Fungi, Ascomycota, Pichiomycetes, Serinales, Debaryomycetaceae. The record is from the annotation of a GenBank genome assembly.
AUGGCUCAAGAUAAAAGUAAAGAACCCAUCCCACCAAAUGGAUUUAUUGCUAAGUUUGAUGAAAAGUAUCUGACUUGGUAUUAUGUUAAUUUAGAUACUAAGAAGUCACAAUGGGAAGCACCUACUGGGACUAAGUUUAAUGAUGCACCAGAUGCACCACCACCAUCAUAUAAUGAAAAGCCUCAAGGUACAGGGGCAUCUAAUAAUUCUCAAAGAAGUUACCCACAGCAAGGAUAUGGGGCUGGAAAUCAACCAGGCUAUGGGGGACCUCAACAAGGAUAUGGUGGAUACCCUCAACAAUACCCACAACAAGGAUAUGGAGGAUAUCCUCAACAAUACCCUCAGCAAGGAUAUGGAGGUUACCCACAACAAUAUCAACAAUAUCCACAACAAAGACAAAGUAGAUUCGGAGGUGGAGGUGGAUCCAUGAUGGCACCAGCCAUGAUGGGUCUUGGUGCAGGGGCCUUAGGUUUUAUGGCAAUGGAUGGUAUUAUGGAUCAUCAACAAGAAGAUGCUUAUCAAGAUGGAUAUCAAGAUGGUAUGGAUAACGGAGGUGGUGAUUUUGGCGGGGGUGACUUCGGAGGUGGUGAUUUCUAG